Molecule: messenger RNA, 957 nt
Organism: Vicia villosa (hairy vetch)
Lineage: Eukaryota; Viridiplantae; Streptophyta; Magnoliopsida; Fabales; Fabaceae
Exons: 2
Coding region: 1-957 (318 amino acids)
Molecular function (GO): zinc ion binding
Source: RefSeq, a predicted model, not a curated record
AUGUGCGAGUGGAUUAGGAAAUAUCUAAUGAAUAAGUGUAGCCAAUCUACUUUGAAACUUGAUAAAUGGCCACACAAAAUCAUGUCAAUCCCUAGGAGGAGAUUAGAUGUUGAGCUAGCUAUGAGUGGUCAGUGGUUACCAACUUGGGCAAUGGGGGAAAAUUUUCAAGUCACACAUUCUUUUAACAACCAAGAAUUUAUAGUUGACAUAGCUAAAAGGUCAUGCUCAUGUAAUUUUUGGCAGCUAGUUGGUAUACCCUGUAGGCAUGUUGUUGCUGCCCUAGGCUUUAGACAACAAAAUCCAGAAUUGUUUGUUCAUGAAUGUUAUAGCAGGGAGAAAUAUGCUUUAUGGUAUGGUUUUCCUAUUAGUCCUAUAGAUGGACAAGACAUGUGGCCUAUAGUUGAAAGUGAAGAUCUCUUGCCUCCUGACUUCAAAAAGGGUCCUGGUAGACCAAGGAAAUUGAGGAUUAGGGAGACUGGAGAGGAAGGUGCUAGGAGGAGGCUACCUGGUGUGUCUUACAGGUGCACUAGAUGUGACAAGAUUGGACAUAAUAUUAAGUCAUGCAAGAGCAAGGUGCAAGAUCCAAGUGCCUUGAAAAGAAAGAAAAAAGGACAAUUGAGAACUGCUACUAAUGCAAGUGCAGUCACUCCAAGUGCUAGUGCAGUCAACACAAAUGAGGUCAAUGAGGUCAAAGCAAAUGUGGUCAAUGAGGCCAAUCCAAAUGAGGUCAUUACAAGUGAGGUCAACAUAAAUGAAGGCAAUGCAAGUGAGGGCAAUCCAAGUGAAGGCAAUGCAAGAGAGGGCAAUCCAAAGGAAGGCAAUGCAAGAGAAGGCAAUCCAAGUGAAGGCAGGCCAAGAGAAGUCAAAAUCAGUAAAGUCAAUCCAAGUGAAGUGAAGACAAGUAAAGCCAAACCAACUCCAGCUGAAGUCAGUGCCAAAAACAAAGGAAAAGCUUAA